AUGGUCUUCUCUGCCAAUACUUCUGAUCAAAAACAACCCAUCAUCAAUAAUACUAAUAUGAAUAAUAACUUUCAAUCCUUCUUUUAUCAAGCUCAUCUUUCUGCUGGGGGGAGCAAUACUAACAAUCAUCAUCAACAACCACCACUACUAGCCAAUCAAUCUAAAAGUCCAGCGAAUAAUUACUUGCCAGGCACUGCCAAUGGACAAAUUAAUAAUAAUCUACAUGAUUAUCUGUAUCAACUUCAACAACAGAAGCAAUCACCUCAACAACCAUUGUUGCCCUUGUCGAAUUCAUCUUCCGAAGAGGAAUUAUCAGACCCAACUAAUGAUUUCAUCAAUACUUACCAUCAUCCCUCCACCGAAUCACUUUAUGGCAGCUCAUUGUAUGAAGGUGAUGAACAGGAGGAAUUUAUGGAUGAGAGUAAAAUAUUGCAAAUGAAUGGAAUUUCCAUCAUCAAUAAUAGUAAUAACGAAAUAGAUCAUCAACAAUCUAAGCACGUAUUGAAUGGAGCACAAUCAUCACCAUCCUCCUCCUCAGCCUCUGUAAAUAUUCUCAAUCAAAUUAAUCACCAACAUCAUCACAAUACUACCACCACAACUGCUGAUAAACAAGUUGGUUCUUCUUCCAUCAAUUAUAAUGGUGGAUUGUAUCAACAACAACAGCCACUAUUGAUUACUGCAUCACAAUUGCAACAAUUCUUCCCUGUGAAACAAAAGAUUAAGAAGGCAAUCUUGUAUAUUGAUCUGGAUAAUUUCCCAAUUUCUAGACCUUCUGAAUAUUUGGAAAUGUUAGCCAAGAUUAAAUCCAAAUACUCUAUUGAUGUGACAGCAAAGAAGAUAUUUGGAGAUUUGAAUCAAUUUGAAAAACUUCCAGUUGACUUUCAAUUCUCACAUCAAUUAAUCAUUUGUCCAAAGGUUUCAUCAAGAAAGAAUACGACAGAUAUUGCAUUGACCAUUGAGGUCAUUAAGGAUUUGGAGAGAAAGAAACCAUUCGAUGUGUUUAUUAUUGCCUCGUCUGAUUCGGAUUUUGUUCCGGUCGUUAAGGCCAUCAGAGAUGAGGGCAAGGAAUGUUGGAUUUUGCCAUCUCACAAUUAUCCUCACCAAACUUUGAUGAGCAUUUGUAAUGGCAUUCUUGAUUUCAACUCACAACAAAAUGUGAGUAAUCCUCUUCAAGAGUUGAACAUUCCAUCCAAGCCAUCUCAAGUGGCCAACAAGACGAGUCCAAACACAUCUCCAAGAAAGAAGGAAGUACUUCCUGUUCCAAAGGUUCAUGUCAAGACGAAUCAUAUUCCUCCUUCUCAAAACAAGUUAUCUAUUGUUGAGGUUAAAUCAAUGAUUACAAAGAUUAUUAGAAAAUUAGAGUUUAGUGGUGUGAAAAUUUUCAACCUGUCAUGUAUUCAUGAACAAUUGAGAGACAAAUCCAUUAUUUAUCACCACUAUGGAUAUCCAACAUUCAGAGCUCUAUUCGAAGAAUGGAGUCAAGAGAAUCCAAAAUACAAAUUCGAAAGAAAUGAAAAGGAUGGUCAAUUAUCAUUUGCUCAAGAGGUACACCCAAAUAUCUUACAUAGACCACCACAAACAGUCCCUCAAACAGCCUCCACUAACCUUACCUAUUCCAAUGUAAAAAUACUCCCAAAACCAACUAGCAGCACAAGCCUCUCUUCAAGUAAUGAAAGUCCUGAACCAUCUUUUAAACCAAAGGGAAGUAGGAAAGCUUUGAAGAAUGCCAUUACCCAAAUUCUCAAAAAUCUCCACCAAGCCAAUCCAAAGGGAAGUUUUAACAUGUCCUUUGUAAAUGAGAGAAUGAGAGAAAGAAGUCUCAAAUACAAGGAACAUGGCUAUGAUUCCAUGAAAACUCUUUUCACUGAAUGGAAACAAGAACAUCCAACAGCAUUUCUUGGUGUUCGUGAAAAGAGUGGCGAAUUAUACUUUUUGCCAACCUUCUCUCUUUAA
Molecule: messenger RNA, 1953 nt
Organism: Naegleria gruberi
Lineage: Eukaryota; Heterolobosea; Eutetramitea; Acrasida; Naegleriidae
Exons: 1
Coding region: 1-1953 (650 amino acids)
Molecular function (GO): RNA nuclease activity
Source: RefSeq, a predicted model, not a curated record